AUGGCUCGUAUGCAGCGCCUUCUGGCGUUACUAGCAACCGUGCAUCUGGCCACAGCACAGAAUGGCUCUCACUUCAAGACGAUUCCCGUCUAUCCCUCCCCUCCCAUGACUGGUAAUAAUGAAGCAGAAGCUGUUAUGGCCGCUACCAACGACUUCAUCUCUAGACUGACACUCGAAGAGAAAUCCAGCCUGGUCGAUGGUACCGAUGGACCUUGCGGUGGAAACAUCGCGCCAAUCCCUCGCCUGAAAUUUAAAGGAAUAUGUCUUCAAGAUUCUCCUGUGGGAGUAAGAGAGGCCGACUUUGUUACUAUUUUCCCAGCCGGAAUCACAGCUGGUGCAAGCUUUGAUAAGGUUAUGAUUCGAGAGCGUGGGCGCCUCAUGGCUGAAGAGUUUCGAGCAAAAGGAAUCAACAUCGCUUUGACGCCUGUAGCAGGACCCCUUGGCCGAUCGGCCUUGGGCGGACGCAAUUGGGAGGGAUUCGGAGCCGACCCCUACCUCUCCGGUAUUGCUGUCUCGGAAACGAUUGCCGCAUUCAAAGAGCUUAACGUGCAAACCACAAUCAAACACUUUGUCGGAAAUGAGCAGGAGACAAUGCGAAACCCUACGAUGCGCGAGGAUGGGGUAAUCAUACAAAACUCUGUGAACUCGAACAUCGAUGACCGUACUAUGCAUGAGCUCUACAUGUGGCCUUUUGCGGACGCCAUCCGCGCUGGCGCCGACCAUGCUAUGUGCUCGUAUCAGCAACUCAACCAGACAUAUGCGUGUUCGAACCCCAAAGCGCUUAAUGGUCUUCUAAAGGGCGAGUUGGGGUUCCAGGGUUCCGUCUUCUCGGAUUGGUUCGCAACGCAUUCUGGAGUCGCUUCAAUCAACGCAGGGCUUGACCUCAACAUGCCAGGCGGCAGGGCUUCGCCAUACUUCAUGAACAUGUCGCAGUUUGUUGAGAAUGGCGAUGUUUCUAAGGAACGCCUUGACGACAUGGUUCGCCGUAUCUUAACUCCCUACUUUCGUCAGAAACAGAAAAGUCCAGAUUAUCCCGCCCUAGACCUUAGCUUAAACGAGUUCAAGACACAAUCAUCCAUGGCUACGGGAAACAACAUUCUCCUGCCAGCGACCCCUGACGAGUUACCCAUGUGGAACAUAGGUGGGACAAAGAAUCGCGACGUUCGCAAGGAUCACGGCAAAUUUGUUCGGGAUCUUGGUGCCGCUGGCGCAGUCCUCUUGAAGAACGACGGCGCACUGCCGUUCAAGGCUCUCAAGAACAUUGCUGUUUAUGGCAAUGACGCAGCAGACUUGAGCGAGGGACAAUUCGCGUUAGAUCCUAUCGGCCCCAUCGGACCUAAAAUGGGCGCCAAUGCUCAAGGCGGCGGGUCCGGCACUGGUCGUUUCUCGUACCUCGUAUCCCCACUACAGGCGAUCAAGGAACGCAUGGGAAGUGGCUUGGUGCAGUACAUCUUGGACAACGACGCCAUCCCUAGCAACAUUGGGAGUAUCUACCCUGCGCCAGAGGCUUGCCUUGUCUUUGUCAAGAGUUUUAUCGGUGAAGCCACUGACCGCAAAACCCUGGACUUUGAUUGGGAUGGCAACGCAAUCAUCGAUAUUGUGAGCCAAAAGUGUAACAACACUGUUGUAGUCACCCAUACAGGCGGUCCUAACAAUAUGCCUUGGGCAGACAACCCGAACAUCACAGAAAUCAUUGCUGGGCAUCUGCCGGGCCAGGAGAUUGGCCAUUCCAUCGCAGAUAUUCUUUGGGGCGAUGUGAACCCAAGUGGCAAGCUUCCAUACACAAUUGCCCGCGAUGAGUCAGACUACAAUGCCCCCGUCGUCAACUUGACUGGUUCCGUCGGUAUAGACGCGUGGCAAGCUGACUUUACUGAAGGCCUGUACACUGAUUACCGACACUUUGACAAGAGCGGUAUUGAACCACUGUAUGAGUUUGGGUUUGGCCUGAGCUAUACUACUUUCAGCCUCAAGCUUGUUUCAGUGACGAAACUCGUGUCAAAUGCCUCUGCUAUGCCGCCCAGCCGCCCAACCCAGCCUGGCGGUAACCCGGCUUUAUUCGAGGCUCUGGUUAGUGUGACUGUCACUGUCGAGAACACGGGUAAGCUUGCAGGGGCGACGGUUCCGCAGCUCUAUGUAUCCCUGCCUGAUUCUGCGCCUCGCGGGACUCCUGUCAAGGUCCUUCGAGGAUUUGACAAGACGAAGAAACUCUUGCCUAACCAGAGCCAAAAGAUCUCGUUUGUGCUUACAAGGAAGGACAUGAGCUUCUGGGACGUUAUUGCGCAGGACUGGCGUAUUCCAAAGGGUCGUUUUUCCCUCAAGGUUGGGUUUUCUAGCCGUGAUCUACCUGUUAAAGAGUUUAUGACCUUUUAA
This is a messenger RNA of Fusarium venenatum, 2370 nucleotides long. RefSeq names its product beta-glucosidase. Gene Ontology annotation, molecular function: beta-glucosidase activity. The record is from RefSeq and is a predicted model, not a curated record. NCBI's taxonomy places the organism in Eukaryota, Fungi, Ascomycota, Sordariomycetes, Hypocreales, Nectriaceae. Gene Ontology annotation, biological process: glucan catabolic process.